Trifolium pratense (red clover) is the source of this 1145-nucleotide messenger RNA. RefSeq names its product very-long-chain (3R)-3-hydroxyacyl-CoA dehydratase PASTICCINO 2A. The coding region runs from base 297 to 962 and encodes 221 amino acids. The transcript is spliced from 9 exons. Gene Ontology annotation, biological process: fatty acid elongation; very long-chain fatty acid biosynthetic process; sphingolipid biosynthetic process. Lineage: Eukaryota; Viridiplantae; Streptophyta; Magnoliopsida; Fabales; Fabaceae. Gene Ontology annotation, cellular component: endoplasmic reticulum membrane. The record is from RefSeq and is a predicted model, not a curated record. Gene Ontology annotation, molecular function: 3-hydroxyacyl-CoA dehydratase activity.
CUGUAUGUUAUUAUUACCAGCACAUGACGUGGUUGAUGAGUUCAACUACCCAACCAAACUAUGCCACAUCUUCUUGUUAUUAUUUGCACUCUCUUAUUAAAUCACUCUUUUAAUUAAAAGUUGUUGAAAGUUGGGGCUACUGUACUACCUCUCAAUCCCAUGUUACCCUAUUUCAUUAUAUAACCCAAUCAUCAUAUCACAAACACUCAUCAUAAUUACAAUUACAACUUUUUCUCUUCAAUUUCUCAAUUUUUGAACCUUUCUUUGGUUUCUCCUCCCUCUUAGAUCUCCCUUCAAUGGCUGCUUUCGUCUCACCUAUUAGAAGACUCUACCUUACCCUUUACAAUUGGACCGUUUUAUUUGGAUGGUUACAAGUUCUGUAUCUUGUUUUGAAGACAUUGAAGGAACAGGGUCAUGAGCAUGUUUACUCUGCAGCUGAAAAACCCUUGCUUUUUGCUCAAACAGCUGCUGUAUUAGAGAUUCUUCAUGGUUUAGUUGGACUUGUGAGGUCUCCAAUAACAGCAACAUUGCCUCAGAUAGGUUCAAGGUUGUUUCUGGUUUGGGGCAUCUUGUGGAGUUUUCCUGAGAUUCGGACGCAUGUUCUUGUGAGCUCCCUACUAAUCAGCUGGUCUAUCACUGAGAUUAUUCGCUAUUCUUUCUUCGGAUUUAAGGAGGCUUUUGGAUUUGCCCCAUCAUGGCUUUUGUGGCUUAGAUAUAGCUCAUUCUUAGUUUUGUAUCCAACAGGCAUAAGCAGUGAAGUUGGUUUGAUAUACCUUGCCUUGCCAUUCAUUAAGGCAUCCGAGAAGUAUUGCCUACGGAUGCCGAAUACAUGGAACUCUUCAUUCGAUUUCUUUUACCUCUCAAUCGUUGCAUUGGGAAUCUACGUUCCAGGUAGUCCUCACAUGUACUCAUAUAUGCUUGCGCAGAGGAAGAAAGCCCUCGCCAAAUCGAAGACUGCUUAGUACAACAUCAGUAGUUUUCAUUGAUUUUUUACCAAACACGGGAUAUGUAUAUAUUACAUGUCAUGUCUUGUACUUGGAUCCGCAAAUAUGUGUAUCUAGGGAAAAAAUUGCUUAUCUUAUUAGUGUAUCAUUAAAAUAAAAUAUGCCAGAUAUAUAUAUAUAAUCUGUUAUUUUAUCCUUUCA